AUGGGCAACUACUAUUUUACCAGCUGCGACGAUGGGAGCAAGACCAAGGUGGAGUACACCUUUGGCUACAAGAAGAAUGCGGAUGGCAAUGUGCGCAUCUUCCUUCACCAUUCCUCGGUUCCUUUCGCCUGUGCUCAGGCAACUUCUUCCAACACAAUAAGUGAGAAAGAUGUGCAAAAGGCUCAGGCGGCUUGGGCCAGCGCAAUCAAGAAAAUCUCCAAGACCUAUCUUGAUGGAGGUGAUUAUGUGGCAGCCGCUACCAAGGCAGCUGGUGAACUCUAUGGCUACGGCCACUCGAAAGUGCUGUUCAAGCCUACCAAGGCAGUGGAAGCCCAGUUCCGACCAACAGCCGCCGAUGCUAUGUCGUAUUUUGUUGGGCAGAAAGCCGUGAAGGACG
This is a messenger RNA of Symbiodinium pilosum, 397 nucleotides long. The record is from the annotation of a GenBank genome assembly. Lineage: Eukaryota; Dinophyceae; Suessiales; Symbiodiniaceae.